AUGCGGUUCUCGGCACUGCUUGUAGCUUUUGGAUUGGCCGGCGCUGGGCUUGCAGCACCAUACAAUUCGAAUGGAGCGUCGCUUAUUGACAGACGACAGGCUUUGAAUGGUCUCGUCAAUGACGUUAAUAACGCCCUGGCUGUGACAGUCAGCGGUCUGCUCGAUGAACUCGGCGAUGCCUUGAACAAGGGAGAUAGGGAAAAGACACUUGAUACGCUGCAGAAGCUGAAGGCCACAAAAAAGCCAAAGAAUGUUGGCCAAGCAUCAUCUAUCGCUGAAAAGGUCGUAAAGUCAAAACCCGACAACAUCGUCGAGUACAGCGCGCGAUUGAUAGCAAACGGUAUCAUCUCGGGAUCAACAGAUGAUCUACUGAGCUACGCCCAAGGCCUUGGUUCUGCACAGAAUGGAAACAACAACCAAAACCCUGACCCACCAAAGAGCGUCUACCCCAAGGCGGCGAGCUGCGAUGCGCCGUAUUCGGUAAGCGAGGACAAGCUCAGGUCUGCCAUCUUCAUCCCAGACACUUUCACCUACGGUGAAAAGCUACCUGUGAUUCUAUUCCCCGGUACCGGAGCUACCGGAUGGACCUCAUUUCGGGGCAGCUUCAUCCCAUUGCUUACCGGUGUGGACUGGGCUGAUCCUGUAUGGGUCAACGUGCCUGAAUUUCUCCUUGGCGAUGCGCAGGUCAAUGCCGAGUACGCUGCAUACGCGCUCAAUUACAUCGCCUCUCUCACCAACCGAAGCGUUGCUAUUAUCGGUUGGUCGCAGGGCAACAUUGACACUCAAUGGGCAUUCAAGUACUGGCCAUCGACUCGCAAAGUCACGACCGACCAUGUCGCCAUCAGCGCAGAUUACAAGGGCACUAUCCUCGCCAAUUUCGUCGACCUCUCAGGAAUCACCAACACGCCGUCUGUUGUUCAGCAAGAAGCUGGUAGCAAUUUUAUCAAGACUCUUCGCUCGGACGGCGGUGACUCCGGAUAUGUACCGACAACAAGCCUGUACUCCAGCUUCCUGGAUGAGAUUGUCCAGCCGCAAGAGGGCACCGGAGCUUCUGCUUACUUGCUCGACGAAAGAAACGUCGGCGUCACAAAUGCCGAAGUGCAAAAUGUCUGCGCCGGAAAGCCAGGUGGUUCAUUUUAUACGCAUGAGAGCAUGCUCAUAAAUCCUCUCAGUUUCGCGUUGGCCAAAGACGCGCUCACUCAUGAUGGUCCAGGAAAGGUCUCCAGGCUGGACUUGGGAACAGUCUGCGCCUCAUCUUUGGCUCCGGGACUUGGAUUGGAAGAUCUUUUAAUCACUGAAAACGCGAUUGUGAUUGCAGGUAUUUCUCUUGUCACGUAUUUGCCCAAGGUAAAGGAAGAGCCGGCGAUUAAGGAAUACGCUUUAGAGACAGCGGGGGCGUGUUAG
This is a messenger RNA of Fusarium musae, 1404 nucleotides long. RefSeq lists its product as uncharacterized. The transcript has 2 exons. NCBI's taxonomy places the organism in Eukaryota, Fungi, Ascomycota, Sordariomycetes, Hypocreales, Nectriaceae. Bases 1 to 1404 code for a protein of 467 amino acids. The record is from RefSeq and is a predicted model, not a curated record.